Molecule: messenger RNA, 1682 nt
Organism: Momordica charantia (bitter melon)
Lineage: Eukaryota; Viridiplantae; Streptophyta; Magnoliopsida; Cucurbitales; Cucurbitaceae
Gene: NUDX19
Product: nudix hydrolase homolog 19
Biological process (GO): NADP+ catabolic process; NAD+ catabolic process
Cellular component (GO): peroxisome; cytosol
Molecular function (GO): metal ion binding; NADH pyrophosphatase activity
Source: RefSeq, a predicted model, not a curated record
GUAGUUACUAUUAGCGUCCAACCGUGCGCGCGCUCUCUGGCUCUGUGCUUCCCAAUUCCAUGGGUGAAAAAUUGUGAUGCAAACAAAUGAGAUCAAUUUCAUUUUCUCCUCUCAUUUCAACAGCUCCGCUCUACAUCCCUCCAAAAUCCUUCGAUUCCCACAACAAUUCCUUCAACCCAUCAGCAGGAUCAUUCUCUUGUUCCGCCUCUAUUCCCACCAUGUCCAUUAAUUUACAGUCCCAUGCCUUCGCCGGCAAUCCCAUCAAGCUGAAAACCCCAAAAUCGGAAGACCCAUUUUCCCCUUCUUCAGCUCUCGAAUCCCUCAAUUCCCAACUUCUGGACAACACCCGGUUGGGUUCUUCCAUUAAUUUCAAGGUUUUGCCCUUCAGGAAGGGCAGGCCUCUGGCCACGUCGAGUGCGGCGCCCACUGAUGCCGCCUCGAGCUGGCGUCUGGGUUGGAUUAGCUUGCCUGAUUUCAAGGCUCUCUUUGCCAAGUCGGUGGUCGAAUUGACUGGGGAUUUGUUCGUCUAUCUGGGUUCCUUGGGUGAAGAAAAUUCUGUUUAUUGGGCUAUUGAUGUUUCGGGUGAGGAUGGUUUGGUUCCUGAACUUGGGAGCAAGCAACUAUGCUUUGUGGAGGUGCGAACUCUCAUGGUGGCCGCAGAUUGGGCGGACGCACGAGCAAUGGGAGAAUUGGCUAUUGCUGGUCAUGCUAGGGCAUUGCUAGAAUGGCACAAUGUUUCAAAAUUUUGUGGACACUGUGGUGGAAAAACAGUACCCACAGAAGCAGGUAGACGGAAGCAAUGUUCUGAUCCCUCAUGCAAGAAGAGGAUUUAUCCUCGUGUUGAUCCAGUAGUCAUUAUGCUAGUCAUUGAUAGAGAAAACGAUCGUGCACUUUUGAGUAAACAAUCACGAUUUGUUCCUCGAAUGUGGAGUUGCCUAGCUGGUUUUAUCGAGCCUGGAGAAAGCUUAGAAGAGGCAGUAAGAAGAGAGACAUGGGAGGAGACGGGCAUUGAAGUAGGGGAAGUCGUCUAUCAUAGUUCUCAGCCUUGGCCUGUUGGACCAAAUAGUAUGCCAUGUCAGUUGAUGGUUGGGUUCUUUGCAUAUGCAAAAUCACUUGAUAUAAAUGUGGACAAGGAAGAGUUGGAAGAUGCUCAAUGGCACAGUAGGGAAGACGUGAAGAAAGCUUUGACGUUUGCGGAAUAUGAGAAGGCUCAGAAAACUGCUGCAGCAAAGGUCGAGCAAAUGUGCAAAGGAGUUGAAAGACUACAGAGUUUAUCUUCAGAUUUCAAUGUCGAGAGUGGCGAACUUGCUCCAAUGUUUGUUCCGGGGCCCUUUGCAAUUGCUCAUCACCUCAUCUCUUCAUGGGUCAAUAGUGAAGGAUCAGACAUGAACAAGCCCAGAAAUUCUUUGUCCAGCUUGUAGUUUCAAGAUUGUUUUCUUUUUUUGCUUCUGAUUAUUUUUGCUUCCUAUAGUAAUUUGGACCAGGGAGGAAUCCAUUCAUUCGUUUUGGAGAUUGAUCGAUACAGCUUUAGGUUUCUUACAUUAGCAACAUUUAGUUUCUGAAUGUGGAAACAAGAAAGAUAGAGCUGAAGAGCAUUAAGAUUUAGCUAUAUCAUCUUUGUUAAAUUUCUGUUCUUCCUGUAAACUUCCCAGCAUUUUAUUGAAUGAUGAGAUUCUCUGCAA